UAAUACAGAGUAGAGAAAAAGCUUCCUGUGAUCUUUCUGUUUUGCUCAACGAGGCAGUUGAGGAGUCAGAAGAAAUUCAGACAGUCCUGCACAGAAAAGGAAAACCUUGACCACAGCAUGACCACAGCAGGAAAAGUCAUUAAGUGCAAAGCAGCUAUUCUUUGGGAGCUCAACAAGCCCUUAUCCAUUGAGGAAGUGGAAGUUGCCCCACCCAAGGCCAAUGAAGUUCGAAUUAAGAUUGUGGCAACAGGAAUCUGCCGCUCAGAUGACCAUGUGAUAAGUGGGACACUAUAUUGUCCCCUCCCAGUAAUCCUGGGGCAUGAGGCGGCGGGGAUUGUGGAAAGCAUUGGAGAAGGAGUGACUUCUGUAAAACCAGGUGACAAAGUCAUUCCACUCUUUACUCCACAGUGCAACCAAUGCAAAGUUUGUAAGCACCCAACUGGCAACCUCUGUUUAAGAAAUGACCUGACUAAUUGUAGUGGUACCUUAAAGGAUAAUACCACCAGAUUUACCUGCCGAGGGAAGCCAAUUCAUCAUUUCCUUGGCACAAGCACCUUCACUGAGUAUACAGUGGUGGAUGAAAUCUCAGUUGUAAAGAUCGAUUCCUCCUCUCCUCUAGAAAAAGUUUGCCUGGUUGGCUGUGGAUUUUCCACUGGUUAUGGUUCUGCAGUAAAAGUUGCUAAGGUCACUCCUGGCUCUACUUGUGUUGUCUUUGGUCUGGGGGGUGUUGGCUUGUCAGUGAUCAUUGGCUGCAAAUCAGCUGGAGCCUCCCGGAUCAUUGGGGUGGACAUUAACAAGGACAAAUUUGUAAAGGCUAAAGAGGUAGGUGCUACAGAGUGCAUCAACCCUCUGGACUACAAGAAACCCAUUGAAGAGGUUCUGGUUGAAAUGACGGAGGAUGGCAUUGAUUUUUCAUUUGAAGUCAUUGGACGUCUGGAGACAAUGACAUCUGCCCUUCUAUGCUGCAAUAAGGCUUUUGGAGUUUGUGUCAUAGUGGGUGUCCCUCCUAAUAGCCAAAAUCUCUCUUUCAACCCCAUGCUGCUUUUGACUGGACGUACCUGGAAAGGAGCUGUUUUUGGAGGUUUUAAAAGCAAGGAUGAUGUCCCCAAAAUAGUCUCUGAUGUUAUAGCCAAGAAAUUUAAACUGGAUCCAUUAAUUACAAAUGUUUCUAAUUUGGAUAAGAUCAAUGAAGGAUUUGACAUGCUACGUGCAGGAAAGAGCAUUCGCACUGUUCUGACAAUGUGAGACCAGUCAUCUGGAAGCAAAAAGAGUUCGUUCCAUUUUUGCCAGCAUUCUUAUUGUAUCUAUACAGAGCAGCAGGGCAGCAAUAAAAGCUUUCAAUAAUUCGAUCAGCAGGUUAACCAAAUGGAAGCCUGCAGCUGAGAAGAUUGGUGAUUGAUAUGAAGGAAUUUUUAAGACAUUGUCUCAAAUUCAUGUUAGAAUAAAAUAAAACAAUAAACGCUAACUAGGAGUUUGAUAAAAGAUUAUACCUUUCAAUCAAACUAUACCUUUCAGUUUGAUUUCAGUUUCAGUACUGGACCAUAGAAAAGUUCCAAUCUUUAAUCAAGGGGCAGGGAACCAUUAUUAUCCAUGCCCAUUCUUCAUUGAUGGGCCAUUUUGCUUGCAGAUUUCUGACUCUCAGCCUCCCUUUUUCUUAUCAGCAAAUGUUUGAAGAUCUAUUCAGAAUAUUUCAAUAUAUAAAAUGUAACUUGUUGAAUGAAAA
Molecule: messenger RNA, 1723 nt
Organism: Antechinus flavipes (yellow-footed antechinus)
Lineage: Eukaryota; Metazoa; Chordata; Mammalia; Dasyuromorphia; Dasyuridae
Product: alcohol dehydrogenase E chain-like
Exons: 9
Coding region: 118-1245 (375 amino acids)
Biological process (GO): retinoic acid metabolic process; retinol metabolic process
Cellular component (GO): cytosol
Molecular function (GO): all-trans-retinol dehydrogenase (NAD+) activity; zinc ion binding
Source: RefSeq, a predicted model, not a curated record